Ylistrum balloti is the source of this 500-nucleotide messenger RNA. RefSeq names its product large ribosomal subunit protein mL54-like. Gene Ontology annotation, molecular function: structural constituent of ribosome. Gene Ontology annotation, cellular component: mitochondrial large ribosomal subunit. The coding region runs from base 1 to 393 and encodes 130 amino acids. Lineage: Eukaryota; Metazoa; Mollusca; Bivalvia; Pectinida; Pectinidae. The transcript has 2 exons. The record is from RefSeq and is a predicted model, not a curated record.
AUGGCGGCCGCUUUAUGUAAAUGCCUUCGAAUAGCGACAAGUUGUCCUUUAAGAUGCUUGCAGAAUGUAAACAUGAUCACAGCAUCAUACGCAAAAGCGACUGGGAUUAAAGUGGCUAGACUGAAUCUUGAAGUGGAAAAAGAUCCACACAAACUUGUUAAUUACCUGUGUGGUGGCAACAUAUAUAAAACGGGCGAAGAAAUUCAGCUGAAGCCUGACGAGGAAUACCCAGACUGGUUGUGGGAGCUUCGUAUUGAAAGAAAGGCACCUGACCUUGAGGAACUGGAGUAUGGAUCAUACGAAUACUGGGCAAAAGCGAAAAAAAUUUCUCUGAGAGAAAAAAAUGCUAAACAAAAAUUGCAAGCUAAAAGACAAGUAAAGAGAUUUAUGUGAAGAGGAACUUUUCAUCUUUCUAAUGACUGUAGUAAUGAAUGUGAUAGGUUUGAUUCUAUCAAUUUGGAAUGAUGUACAAUUGCAUAUGAAAUGUUUGACAAAAUGAA